Molecule: messenger RNA, 575 nt
Organism: Fundulus heteroclitus (mummichog)
Lineage: Eukaryota; Metazoa; Chordata; Actinopteri; Cyprinodontiformes; Fundulidae
Gene: abca4a
Product: ATP-binding cassette, sub-family A (ABC1), member 4a
Exons: 5
Coding region: 192-575 (127 amino acids)
Source: RefSeq, a predicted model, not a curated record
GCGAGCGAGGGAGGAAUAAGAGAGAGGCUCUCAGGUGACGCAGGAGAGGGCCCGGCAGGUUAAAAAAACUGCUCCAUCCGUAGAAGCCCUAGGAUGUGCUGAUGGAUACCGACCGCACAGCUUGGAGGGUUUAGUAAGUGGGCCAGUUGCCAUCGCGACGCAUUGGCAAGAUAUUGCCAGAAAAAGCCAUAAUGGGUCUCCUGACGCAGUUCUCUCUGCUCCUGUGGAAGAACUUCACUCUUCGGAAGAGACAAAAGGUGCGGCUGGUUGUAGAGUUGCUGUGGCCUCUGUUUCUCUUCUUCAUACUGGUGGGGGUGAGGUCUACCAAUAAGCCAAUUUUCAAAGGGCAAUGUCACUACCCAAACAAAGCAAUGCCAUCUGCUGGCGUGCUGCCCUGGCUUCAAGGCAUUAUGUGUAACAUCGAAAACCCCUGUUUGAACCACCCAACGCCAGGGGAGACGCCAGGCCAAGUUAAUAACUUCAACAACUCCAUAAUUGCUGGGAUGUUGAUAGAGCUACAGUCUGUCUUGGCAGACAGAUCUGUUCUCAGUGAGGGUGGAGGUGCUGGCAGAUGA